Messenger RNA from Diorhabda sublineata, 8593 nucleotides. RefSeq lists its product as uncharacterized. Gene Ontology annotation, biological process: regulation of apoptotic process; apoptotic process. The transcript has 3 exons. Bases 197 to 1489 code for a protein of 430 amino acids. NCBI's taxonomy places the organism in Eukaryota, Metazoa, Arthropoda, Insecta, Coleoptera, Chrysomelidae. The record is from RefSeq and is a predicted model, not a curated record.
GUUGUAGUCGGGGGCAGAUCGCAGGGUUGCUGCUUGUAAGGGUUUCAGAUCGUCUUAAAUAGAUAUUCGGCUAGAGAAUGGAGAAACCCUGGUGGGAGAGCAAUGGAAAAACAAAGACUGAUUCAGUUUAGUGAUUUUGUGUUAGUGAAUUGGGCUUGGGCCGGCAAAGAGACGGCCGAAGACAAGAAAUGCCGUGAUGGCAAGAGAGGAAUCGCGUGGAAAGAGGCCGUUCAAGCUAUGGGACGGACGACGUAACGUGCGUAAGGGGUUGGUGGUCGGGAGCCUCGAGGAAUUAAUUCUUCGCGGAAGGGAUAAAUUAGGUUUGUCGAUAGGUGAACCCGUCAGAUUGGUAUUAGAAAGUGACGGGACUCAAGUCGAGGACGCCGAAUAUUUCAGAACAUUACCUGCCAAUACCAUCCUUCUGUUAUUACGACCCGGAGAAAGAUGGCUGCCUGCGGGAGUAGACGUCAUCAGGGCAGUAGCAAUAUCCGCCAUCCCAAAGAUAGUGUGCGAAACCAUCCACGCGUUAGACCUGCACGAUGAGACCCCCUCCUGGAAGAUUAUGGAUAAUAAGGGGCGGGUUACCGUCGUUCUGCAUUGGGACCAGCGUUCGGGUCCUUCCCGAGCUUCGUCGGAAGCUCCGUCUCCGGCUCCCGGUAAGUUUUCACCUAGCAAACGACCGUCGUUGUCCAUUCAAACGGUACCGGGAGUUAAAAAAGAGACCGCCAUCAACGACGUGUACGUAUCCGCUCCCGCCCAACCCCAACCGCGAUACGCCAGCCCUCAGAUCACUGUGAUAAACCACGAUGACGUCAAACCGGUUCACAGGUUGUCGAAACAAGGUAGUUCCUUGGAGAGCGGUACCAUUCAUAUACAUACGCCGGAAUGCGCCCAUCACGCUCACAUGCCGCGAGCCGGAAGUCCUCAAAGUAAUGGUACUAUCGAGUGCGAUUUCCAUUGCUGCGCGUUACACGAAGAAGGUCGUAAAAUCGCGGUGCACAAGUCCGUGGCGACGUCUCCCAUUCAAGAUACGCAGCAGACCUCCCCACAACCCCCGUCGAGACACGUGCGUUUUUUAGACGUUGAAGGUGGCGGUCGGAGCGGGCAGUCCGAACACGAGAGUUCCGAAAGCGAAACCGAGAACACCGUGAUGGAGGACGAGGCCGUCACCUCUGAAAAAUUCCUGCUGUUGAUAGACCAAUUGAGCGUCGAUCAGAAACGACAUUUGACUAUCAAAGAUAUCGGAAUCAUCUUGGAAAGACUCAGUUCGAAGAUAUUGGACGUGGAAAGAUUAGAUAGAGAGAGCGAAAGCGAAGACUGUUACAAUUGGACGAUAAAAGCGACCAUAAGAGGCGAAGUACUUAGAGAAUUAGGAGUCAUUUAUAACGGUAACUAUUACGCCAUUUCGGAACAUCCAGGGUACAAGGAAGAGAACGAAGGCGUUAUAGAAGAAGCUGAAGAGGAGGAAGAGGAGGAGGAUCGGCUGUGAAUCGUUUAGCUAAUGACUGCCAUUAUUUGUCAAAAAGCACAAAAAUGCAGACUCUAAAUUAUAUAUAUAUAUAUAUAUAUAUACAUACGUACAUACAUAUAUAUAUAUAUAUAUAUAUAUAUAUAUAUAGAGUAAUAAAUUUGCAGAUAUGCCGCAUAUUACACAUAUCCGAUGUGACAUGUUCGUAUCUGUAACUACAGACUUAGUAGAAAUACAAACAAACAAAAAAAUAUGAAAAUUAAAAUAAAAAUUUGAAAAAAAAAAACAAAUGGUGAUGACGCAUCGCGACGCGUGUUGUGUUCCAACCAGAACUGAUAGACAAUCGCAACGAGACGAUUCAAUUUGUCAUUGAAUUUAUUAGUACAUUUGAAGUAAUAAUUUUUUAAAAUUAAAUUCACAAUUGACGUAUCAUCGGAUAAUUUUUAACGUUUUAUUAUUUGAACAAAAAAAGCCUCAAAAAUACGUUUUUUAUUUCAAUCCGCCCUGUAUAAUUAUUUAAAAAAGAGGAUAUAAAAAAUCGAAUUCGCCUUGAUAAAAUUUUCUGUACCUUUUUAUUCGCCCUGUAUAAUUGUUGAAAGAAAACAAAAUGCAGUCGAAAAUAUUUUUCUUCCAAUUUCCAUCUACCCUAUAUUAUAUCAACGACAAAAAAUACGCGGAUAGUCGAUAUAUUUCAAUUUUGGGUCGACCUGUAUAAAUAUUGAAAGAGUAAAAGGGACAAAACGCCGAUAAUCGAAUUCGCCAAAAAAAAUAUUUUUAUUCCAAUUUGCAUCCACCCUGUAUAUUAUCUAAACGACAAACAAGGCAAACAGUCGAAUCUAUUCAAAAAAAUAUAUUUUUUUGGUCCACCCUGUAUUAAUAUUGAACGAUUAAAAAGGAAAAAAAACGCCGAUAAAUGUGGAAAAGAAUUUUUUUUCAGUUUACAUCCACACUGUAUAAUUGUUUGAACAAAAAUGGUAUUAAUAGAUAACGCAAAACAAAAUUUUCUAAACUUUUUUUAUCCGCCCUGUGUAAUUUUAAAAAAAACAGCCAAAAUACUUUUUUCCAAUUUUCUUUCACCCUGUAUAAUCAUUUGAACAAUAUAAAACCAAAAAAGAAUGCCGAUAAUCGAAUUCGUGACAAAGAAUUUUUUUUUCAAUUUGUAUCUACCCUGUAUAAUCAUUUGAACCAAAGUAGUAUUAGUCAAUACCACAAAAAAUCGAAUCCGCCUUAACAAAAUUUUCUGUUCAUUUUCAUCCGCUCUGUAUAAUUGUUGAAAAAAAAAGGGCAGUUUAAUUCACCGAAAAUUUUUAUCAAUUUUGGUCCGCCCUAUAUCAAUAUUGAACUUAUCAAAGAAGAAAAAACGCCGAUAUUCGGAUUCCUCACAAAAAAUAUUUUUAUUCCAAUUUACAUUCAUCCCGUAUAUUAAUUAAAACAACAAAAAAGCAUACAGUCGGAUCUAUUUCGAUUUUUUUUUAAAUUUUGGACUACACUUUAUGAAUUUUGAACGAAGGAAAAAAGUCUCAUAAAAAUAGUUUUUGCUCAAUUUUCAAAAAAAAAUUUCGUUUUUCCUGUAUAAUUAUUGAACGAACCACCCUGUAUAAACAUUUGAUAUAAAAAAGAAGAAAAUACCAGACCAUCGAAUUCAACCCAAAAAUUUUUUUCUGGUCUAAUUAUUAAUUAAUUAAACGAAAAAAGAAUAAUGCAUACAGUUGAAAUCUACUUAAAAGAAGAAGAUAAAUACAAUGACCAAAACCGGAAUUUGAUGAUUAUCCUCAAAAUAUAAGGAAAAAAUUAAAAAAGGAAAGUUAUUAACAAAGAAUAUACAGAGAAAUACAAAAAUAAAUAUGACAAUAAAUCAAGAAAUAUAUAAUUCUCAUUCUUAGCAUUAAAAAGAAGCCGAUAUGUAGGGUGAAGAAUUUAUAAGAAAAUAUUCCCAGUAUACAAAUAAUAAUGGGAAAUAAUGACUAUGGAAAAGACAACACACACGGAAAAAAUGAAAAACUAGUAUAAUAUUGUUUUGUUUUGUUAUCAUCUGGCAACACUGUAGAUAAGUUUUCCCUUAUGAUGGUCUUAACCGUAAAAGUUCAAAAAAUAUUCUAAAUAACGUAAUUUUUGCGUUAACGUUAUCCGAUGAUGCGUUCUUAAUAUCGGAUAUUGAAAAAUUUAAAUGUACUACUGUACGGCAGAAAAAAAUGUAUAGGUAAAAAUUGUUAAAAAUCAUGUAUAUGAUUUAUAAUUACCCAAGUACACGCCUCAUGGUUGUUUGUUGUACGAAAAUUUUAGACCAGUAAUACAACACUUUUCUCAUUUUGAAAUAUUUAUUAAAUAGUUUCUUAAUCAGCGAAAGAAAUCAGGACCACAGAACUAUCCCAUAAUAAUUCAACUUUUAACUACUAGAACCGAUUCUGAACCAAUUAUUAAACGAAUAUGACGUAACUUCAAUCGACAAUUAAAAUUAAAAGUGUACACUUAAUGCUUCGAAAUCAUUCACGCUAACGAAGUUUAUUAUUAUAUUCAAUUACUAUGACAGAUUAAUGAAUUGUUUGAUAUGAAGUUAGUUUCACUUUUUAUUUUGUUCUAUGUACUGGUCUAACAGUGUUGAACAACGACAACGUGAAUGGACAUUGUUUUUAAUAAAAAAUAAACAGAAAUGUCGCCACGAUUUUCCGGCGAUCCUAGGAUAUAAAUUGCUUUAUACUUUUUAUAAUAAUUACUAUGUGUAAUAUACUCGGAAUUUAGCCGAUUUAAGGUUAAAAUGAGACGUAUAUAAUCAAAAUUGUUUAUCCAUAAUAUAAUUAGAUAAAAAUGAAUACGACAAAUCUUAAUACAUAACUAAUUUAGUGAAACGGCAAGACUUUCGUAUGAUACCGUUGACGGAAGUGGUGUGGUAUAUAGGUUGGGUUGGAGGUGAGGACUCAAAAUAUGCAACAGUUCAUUUCGGUUAUUGAAACCAGAAAAUUCCACGAAGGUCGUAUAAUUCGGAAAGAAAUUACCUGAAAUAUAUAACUCAGAUAGAGUUUGAACCGACAUCUAGAACAAACCUAACCUAAUUUAAUAUAACCGAUACUAACCCAAUCAAAAAAAUUGUUGUUUUAUUUGAGUUUUUAUAUUCAUACCCAGAACCUCAAGGUUACCCUCAAGCACCUUUAUCAAGUUUGGUGAUUUUAUUUUAUUAUAAUUUUUUUAUUGUAAUCACUUGUUUGAUACGUACAUUAUAAUGGUCAAAAAAUCACAUUGGCAUAACUCAGCUCCCAGCUGCUUCCGCAAUUUUAUAUUUCACAUUUGGAGUCCCCACCCCAUCUUACAUACUAAACCCUACUACCCACCGCCACGGCCGUGGUCUAGUCAGUAAAACGUUUUUUUUUUGUAAUUGACUACGCGUUGGACGAGUAAAUAUUUCAAUUCCAGUGGCGGCGAUUUUUUUUUCAUUCAUUUAUAUGGAAUCGAUUCGAAAAAUCGAUUACGGUAAACAAUGUUGAUUCUAAACGUUUCAAAUAUUUUUAAGACAAUUGAUAGUAAAAAUUCAUAGGUGCGAAUUGAAACAAGUUGUUUAGGAUAAUAUAAUAAAAAAUUGAGUUAUGAUUGUAUAUUGCUCAAUUAAAUUUGAUUUUUUUAUAAGUAUUUCACUUGGUAUGUUGUGAUAUAAUAGAUAUAUUUAAAAAAAUAAAACAAAUCGAAAUAAUUAUUCCGAUUUUAGAGUUCGUCCAGCGACAAUUUCUUCGUGUAGGUGUAUACGGAUCGAUUCAAUCGAUAUAAAAUCGAUUCAUAAUUUUUAGUACGUUUUUGGUGAAUUCAAUAUUUUGUUUGGGUUUAGUUUGUGAAGUUUCUAACCUCGAAAUAUUGACAUCAAUAUGGUUUUUUCGUUUUUAAAGUUAUUUUUAUUAAAAAAAAUUAGUCACUAUAUUUAUAAUUUUUCACAUUAAAAAUUGUCGCUGGGAGAAGAUGUAUAUAAUUUUUCAUGAGAAUGAAAAGAAGCGGUAGGUCUAUAUUAGAUAAUUUCUAAAAAAAAAAAAUAAACAAUAAAACCAGAUUAAUUUUUUGAAUCUACGUUAAAUUUUAGGAACUAUCUGGACCGUUUUUGUAAGUUUGUUUAGGUACAGAAUUAUUUCGUUCCUAAAAAUAACAUAGACAACGCGUGGAUUAUAUUAUGUUACGUAUACAAGGUAUCUCGUAAUAAAACGUGUUUUUUUAAUUAGAUUUGGUGAAAAUAUACGCAUGAUCAUAUUUUAUUAUCUGUUGUAUGAAUAAAACUAUAAAAAAUAGUCUAUAAACUGCACUCGUAAUCACUAAAAGUAUUGGAAACACGAAGUUCUUUAUAAAAACAUCGAAACAAGAAUAACAUACACUGCAUCUACCAGAUUUGCUUCACAGUGAUAAACAUAUCAUUUUAUUCAGAUAUUUCAUUUUUUUACAUGCAUUCUUAAUUUUCAACCACUUUAUUCACCAUAUUUAAUUCGUUGUGAUUAUCAUACGUUCAUACGAGAGUUGCUACUUAAGUUUUGUUAUGGACAUAUAAAAACAAAUAUAUACAAUGGAUAUGACUUGAUUGUCCACUAGAGAUCAAUACACUUUUGUAUGCGUUUGAAACAAUUUCCAUUAUGAUUGAAGUAUCGUAGCUCGCUUUGUCGUUAUAAAGAAUAAUUCGUCUUCUGUGAUUGGUUUUCUUGAUUUUUUCGAACAUUUCUGGCAAACAAAUGCUGGUGUACCAUUUAGAAUAGACCGUUCUACGUUACUCUAGUUGAACGGUGGCGAGAUGUCCAGUUAUUUCGAAAAAACAGGCACUUUUGUUGAAUUUGGCUCGACUUAAAAGACCUUGAGGUGUGGGUUCAUAUGCCUAGAUCCAUAGACGUUCUUUGAAGCACCGAGAUUGAAGUUUUUUAGCAUUUCUUGCACCAAUUGCUUCUUUUUGAGCGAUUAUCAAACUAUGCGGUAUCAAAAUCUUUUUGACAACCAAAUGUUAAUGCAAUAUUGAAUGUAUUCGAGUGGAACUUAUAUCCAAGUAUGCCUAAACCUCACGGUAUGUCAGAUGACGAUUUUGCAAUAUCAGUUUACGCACAGCAUCGAUGUUUUUGGGCACAACAGCCUAUUUUGGAGGAUCGUCACGAAAUUCAUCCUGUAGCGAAGUGCGACCAUGAUUGAAUUCGGAAAACCACCGAAAAACGGUGAAUCGAGAUGGUGUUUCAUCACCAAAAGUCGAAACGAGUUGAUCGGUAUACUGCUGUUGGCUUAAUCCACGUCGAAAGUCAUAGAAAAUCAUCGCACGAAAAAGGUUCGUGAUUUAAUUCAAUUUUUUGACCAAGAUGAAUGUUUCAAGUAUCUUCUCAAAUAGCACUUGUACGACAACACGUUCUUAGUUCGUUCAUCAUUAAAAAUGUCAACAUUUAUGAUGACAAUAAGAUAUUUGACAUCUUCUUCUUCAUCGCACUUUAGGACUUAGUCCUGAGUUUGCAACAAUGGUUGUCUAGCUGUAGCUGGAAUGGAAGCUUUCAUACCGUCUUGUAGGUGGUCGGGAUGUAUUCGGUUUUUUUCCUUUGCAAUCUUUGCCAACCUGUCAUCUGAUAUUCUGUCCAUCUGUCAACCCUAUCAAUGUUGCCAUAUCUCACAACUUAAUGAGAAACUCUCGUAUAUGACUAACUAUAUAUUUAUCAAAAGUUAUUUCUAAAAGGAUUCAAAAAUGAAAUUUCUAUACGACAUAUUUAGUUCCCAGUGAUUAUUAUCUACAGUCGAGUAAUUAUGUUUUUUUUUUAAUCAAAAUUAUAGUUAAUUUGAUAUUAAAUAAUUGCGAGAUACCUUAAUAAAAUGAAAGAAGUUUGGUACGAUUCUAAUUCAUCAUCAGGUAAAUGUUACAUCUCUACAACCACUGCCACGAAAAUUAAACUAUAAGUUGGAAGUGCAAUGGAAGUGAGUGUUGAUCAGCUGAGAGGGGGCAGAGGGGGGAAGGCCGUCGUGCCCGGCCGUUCGUUCGAGUGACCCACUUUCUAGAGGGCGAAGACACCGGUUGUACUACAUACUACGCCCCUGUUGUGCUAAAUAGUGGCACCUAGUGCCCCACAAUCGACGACGUCGAGGUCUGCGCGCUCCUAGUUGCAUUCAAACUGCACUGCGAAAUUUAGUUUGUGGUAAAUAUCGGAUCCAACCGUCACCGAGGUCGUUGACUCUUUUCCCUCUCAAUCCCUCUCUUCUGUGAUGAUGGUACACUGUUCUUCUUUCUACGCAAACGCCGUUCCAUAGGGAGGGGCGCGCUUCUAUUACUACAUUUAUAUAUUAUAUGCAGUAAAGUUUUAGAAUCGAACGUUUCGGGUCAAGCUCGGAAUAAAACUUUCUUUUAUAAAUUUCAAAAUAUAAUUUUUUCAAUUAUGCGUGAUAAAAUAUACUUUGUGAAUUUUCAUUUUCAAAUAGUACAAAUAUUAUAAAACAAAUAAUUGAAUCUUAAAUUUACUUUACCAUUGUUUUAACAUUUUAUUAUUCCGAACUUGUCCUUUAGUAAUUUUUAUUUAUGACAUACUUCGAUGGGAUUUUACAGGAUUCUCUGAAAAUUGAAGUAUAAACAUUGAAUUAAUCAAUAGAGGUGAUCAAAAUAAAAAAGUACAUUCUGCAAUCUUGUAAACAUCAUCCGGUACGCCAUUUGCUGAAUUUUUUCUUUGUUAUAAUUUAUAUGAUAAACAGUUGCUUCAAUUUAAAACGAUUGUGCCAAAAAAUUGUAAAAUUUUGUAAAUUGCGUCUAUCUCUUUGUAUUUCUACUUUAAUAAAAUAAUUUAUUGAGUCAAUAAUGUAUAAUAAUUUACGAACGAUAGAAAAUUGUUGGACUGGAAUAUAUAUUUUUUGCUUAUCGACCCUUGCUCUGUGGAAUUUGCCCAUAACAAUCCGGAAAAUUUACGUAUUUAUUCAAAUAAUUACACUUAUAUUACAAAAAAUAAAUUGUUUAACUCAAAAACCCUGUAUUUCAGCAAUUUUUUUAAAUUUCAUAACCUCAACAAUUUGUAAAAUAAGUGUAGUUCUCUCUUCUUUACCGAUUAUUUAAUCGAUAUUAUUUUUUCAUUUCAAAAACAAAUAUCAUUUGUUUAUAUGUAUACCACUAAGAAAACUCGAGUGGUGAGUUAAAUUUUUUGGAAAUAAAAUGAAUUU